This is a messenger RNA of Saccostrea cuccullata (small rock oyster), 2081 nucleotides long. RefSeq lists its product as uncharacterized. The transcript is spliced from 3 exons. Lineage: Eukaryota; Metazoa; Mollusca; Bivalvia; Ostreida; Ostreidae. The record is from RefSeq and is a predicted model, not a curated record. The coding region runs from base 39 to 1616 and encodes 525 amino acids.
UAUGUAAACUUAGUUAUUUUAGUUCGGACUGUUACAAAAUGCAGGUGGGUAUUUUUAUCCUUGUUUUGUUUUUGAUACCUUUGGUCUCAUCCUUGGUGAUACAAGGCCCUGAAAGCAGCCAAACUCUUCCUGCUGGAACUCAAAGAGCGACCUUAAAGACAAAUCUGGGAGAAUCGUCAAUAAAUCCAAUAGCAGGUUUUGGAGCUUCUUCUUUCGGAACACCACAAGGUUCUUUGGGAACGCAGGGCUUUUCCAAUGGAUUCGUUACCGGUAGCAACAGUCCAUUUCCACCUGGUUUUAGCGGUUUUCCUUCAGGGAGGGAUAACUUCGGACCGUUUAGUGGCUCUUUCAGUGGUCCAGUUAGUGUAGGAACACCACGGUCCAAUACUGGCCGCAGUCCUUCAUCAGUAAGUUCUCGGUUUACAAACUUGCCCGUUGGUUCAAAUCCUUUAGAUCCUUUCCUUGGAAUUUCACCAAUAAAUACGGGUCGUAGUGUAUCACCCAUACGUCCACGUACUGGAAAUAUACCGGUAGGCACAAGACGGAUAGGACCGGUGAGUCCUAUCCAUAUGUUCCCGGGUUUUAUCGGUAGUCACCGUCAGGAUGUAUCAGUCGGUUCAAACCGUCACAGCACACCACACAAUCCCCAUCAUCAUGAUGUACCGGCCACUUCACACACUCAUGAUCCACACCAUACCGAUGUAAUUGUAAAAGAUCACCAUGGUCAUGAUGUUCCAGUGAACCCUCACCAUACCGAUGUACAUGUAAAGACAGAUCAUCAUCAUCACCAUGAAGUAAAAGCUGUACACGUGACAACAAAGAAUCAUCGUGGUGAAACAGUGCAUGUAAAUCCUCAUCAUGGUGAUGUGCAUGUAUCGAAAAAUAACCACCACCAUGAUGUACCGGUAAAUCCUCACCAUGUUGAUGUUCAUGUAUCGAAAGAUAAUCACCACCAUGAUGUACCGGUAAAUCCUCACCAUGUUGAUGUUCAUGUAUCGAAAGGCAAUCAUCACCAUGAUGUACCGGUAAAUCCUCACCAUGUUGAUGUUCAUGUAACGAAAGAUCAUCAUCAUCAUCAUGACGUCCCAGUUAAUCCUCAUCAUGGCGAUGUCCCGGUGAGCUCUCAUGGUCCUCAUGCCGGAGAUGUUCACGUGGAUGAUUUUAAUAUUUACAGUCCUAGACAUAAGAUUGGAGACCUUGUACCGAUCAAUCAUCAUGGUCCACACCCACCACCGCCGCCCGCAUUAAAUGGCCCGGAAUGUCAGUUCAGUGGUUGUACCAUAGGCCAGGAGUGUGUGAUAGCCAAGACCAUGAUCACACGGAGUGCCACUUUGUGCCCCCGGGCCUACAGCGGCAGAUGCGUUUGUGUCCCAGGAUGCAUCCACGACCAGAAAUUCAUCCCCCAUGCCUAUCUUAAAUACGAGGGGAAAUGCAAAUACUGCAAGUGUUUUCCAGAUGGUCGGGUUGAGUGCAAAAGAUCCCGAGCAUGUAUGGCAAAAGUGGAGGAUCAAAGAAUUCAUAGACGGAUUCGAAAAACUCAGAGGAGGAAUCGACCUAGAAUAAAUUUAGGAGGGAUUCUCAACAGAUUUAUGGAAACUCUGUUUGGAAAGAAAUAGCUUCAUUUUGCAAUUUACAUUGUAAAUCGUAUUUUUAUCGAGGCAACUUGUUCUUUCAACUCGUGUUUCCAACAAUGACAUUGGUAUGUACAUGUAAGCCUGAUUAUAAGCAUUAAAAAAAGUAUCGUGACUCGUGAACAAAAACAGUUCUAGUGUGCGAUCAGACAGUAUAGGUAAAGUAUGUAUUUUGAUGUCAAGAGAUUGAAACAGGUCAAAAUUCUUUAUAGCAAAAACAAUGUGUUUGUUUCUUUUGAAGUACAUGUACAAACAUUGAAGUUUAGUAAAAUACUUCCUGCUAACAAUUGUGUUUCUUCCGAACAAAAAAAACUCAAUACAGUUAUAGAAAUAUUAAGUUUAAUUCUACACUUUUUCUUUAUCUGUUAAUAUUAAUAUGAUUUGUCAUACAUAUUGUAUCAUCCAAUGGAUGGACGAUUUUCAUUCAUAAACUGUUUUUCUAAAAUGUUA